CUGACAUUAAAGAAUGUCCUGACAGCUAAUAUAAAACUUCGCCACGAUAUUCGAAUUCUGAGGCAAGAGAAGGUACACAUUCAAGCCAAACCAAAGCAGCACUCCCCUCGGCCCGUAAUAGUAACUCGUUAUCAAGCCAAAGCAAAGAAGCACCCUUCUCGGUCUGUGAAUGUGAUUCAUCACCCAAAAACAGUGAGACCACAUGCCAAGCCAAAAAUCGUCAGACACCCGAAUAUAUCUGCACAUAAAAGAGUACAGGGCAAGGUGAGACAUCCUCCACCACGAAAACGUGUAAUCAAGGGAUGUGGUUGUCAGGCUCGAAAAAAGAGGCACAUUUUGUCAAAAACUAAAUACAGUGAAGGUGAAAGUGGAACCUUCCACGCCAAUCCAGCUGCAAAUGUUGAUGUCGAUCUCAGGCCAAAAAGAGGUUUUGCUGAAAGUCUACAUGUGAGUGAAGGCUUUGUGCACAGCAGACUGAGACACACUCCAUCACAACGCCAUGAUUUGCGCAGCAGAGGUUCAUCUGCUGAAACCAAACAUUCAGACAGCUCACAUAAUAGUGUAAGCUUAGCAGCCGCCGGUAGUUUGCAAUUCGACAAUUGGCAGGUGCUCGGAACAUGCGAGUAUAUGCUUCAGGUAAGGAAAAAUGCAAGGAACUAUGAUAACGCAGAGAAAGACUGUCAAGCACUUGACGCUCAUUUGGUUUCCAUACACAGCGAACCAGAAAACAACUUCAUCCACAAAAUCACAUCCACUGGCAGUCGCAUUGAAAUGUUUGAAGAUUUUGUUUGGAUUGGUCUUCGUAUGAAUUCGCAAAACCAAUGGGAAUGGGUAGAUGGAAGUCCGCUGGAUUAUAGCAAAUGGGCUGUAAAUCAACCAGAUCAUUCUGAUGAGAAAAGAUGCGCGCAGCUCUAUCAAGGGCCAGCGAACCUCACAUAUGUUCAAGACUAUCAUUGGAACAGCUUCAGAUGUGAUAGGCCCAUGAAGUACUACGUUUGCAAAAGAUGCAAAAGACCAGCGCGAGUCAGACAACACACAUAA
Molecule: messenger RNA, 1041 nt
Organism: Cylicostephanus goldi
Lineage: Eukaryota; Metazoa; Nematoda; Chromadorea; Rhabditida; Strongylidae
Source: the annotation of a GenBank genome assembly